AUGUCUACGCCUACUUCUCCGCGCCGUCGCGCGACUCCAAUUCCCCACGCGCCAACCCGCAACAUCCUCCUCUUCCUGGUUGCCUUCCGCCUACUGAACGCAUUUACGACGCGAACAUUCUUCCAGCCAGAUGAAUACUUCCAGUCGCUAGAGCCUGCCUGGCAGAUCGCAUUUGGUCCAGACCAGGGGGCCUGGCUGACGUGGGAAUGGCGAAACCAAUUACGAUCCUCACUGCACCCGCUCAUCUUCGCCGCCCUUUACAAAGCUGCAGAUGUUCUUUCUCUGGUGCUGCAGGUCUCCCCCGCGACACGCGCCGAACUCCUGAUUGCCGCCCCGAAGACAGCGCAGGCCGUUGUAGCGGCAAUCGGGGAUUUCUAUACUUGGAAGCUUGCAGUUCGCGUCUACGGAGAUGAAUCUCGAGGCGCCUGGACGACGCUGGUCGCUACCGUCCUGAAUCCCUGGCAAUGGUUCUGCUCGACUCGAACCUUAUCGAACUGCCUGGAAACCACAAUAACCGUUGUCGCAUUAGAACUCUGGCCAUGGCAAUGGUCAACGGCCUCUGCGAUCACCGAUGGCCACGUUAAAAAUGCCGCCAGCCGAAAGAAAAGCACGGGCCAAGACCGAGGUGUUAUUCAUCGACUGCACAAAUGUCUACCACUGGCUGCGCUCGCUUGCAUACUGCGGCCAACCAAUAUCCUGAUUUGGGCGACACUGGGUAGCAUCGCUUGGCUUCGGACUUCUUGGGCCCAGCGUCGGAUCCUCGUGGCUGAAGUCAUAGUUUGCGGUUCGGCAAUGCUAGCUAUCUCUGCUGUGGCAGACCGCUUGUUCUAUGGCCUCUGGACUUUCCCGCCACUCAGGUUUCUAUACUUCAAUAUCGCCCAAUCACUGGCGGUCUUUUAUGGCAGUAAUAACUUCCAUUAUUAUGCUACAGAAGGUUACCCACUACUGCUCACCACGCUAUUGCCGUUUGCAUCCCUUGGGCUAUACCGAACCUUGACCACUCGGAGGUCCUCAGUGGUCGAUAAUGUGUCAACCACCAUCCGAGUGCAACUGGCGACAGUAUGCCUUGUCAUGCCAUUGGUACUCUCCCUGAUCUCACACAAGGAAGUGCGCUUCAUCUACCCAUUGUUACCAUCUCUACAUAUCUUGGCUGCGCCGCCUUUGGUACAAUUUUUCUACCCUGCCAUUUACUCCCGAGCAUAUCCUCGCCAUACCCCUCGCAGGUUGAUCCUUAUUUUCCUCGUAUUUGUUAACUUAGUGAUUGCACUGUACACCACUAUUCGCCAUGCCUCGGGGCCUCUGAGCGUCCUCUCUUAUCUCCGCCAACAACAUGAAGCCCACGCCCCCGCUCAGAAAGCAGCAGAAUCUACUUCUGGAAUCUCAGCCGGCUUCUUAAUGCCCUGCCACAGCACUCCGUGGCGCUCCCAUCUAGUCUAUCCAACAAUAAACGCCUGGGCGCUGUCCUGCGAGCCCCCAAUCGAUCAAACAGAAGCCCAAAAAUCCGUCUACCGUGACGAAGCAGAUCAAUUCUACGAUGACCCAAGCCAAUUCCUCCGCCAGAACAUGUCAGGUGGCCUCUGGCAUUUCCCCCACCGACCCAGCUACGCCGCAGGCUCCCACUCCUUAUCAGGAACAGACCUAGCCCCAGCUCUGCAACACGAGUGGCCAGACUAUCUGAUUUUCUUCGCUCAACUCGAACCAACCCUCCACGGCCUCCUCCGUAGCUCCUCCUACGGUGAAUGCAAACGCAUCUUCAAUACAGACUGGCACGAUGAUUGGCGCCGUCGCGGCGACAUCGUAGUCUGGUGUCUUGAUCCGAAAGAACAAGAUGCCUGGCGCGCCGAAACCCAAGCACGAGUCCAUCAAAGUCGCGAAAAGCAAUUCGAUCGCAUCAUGGAAUCGUUCAGGAAAGAGAUGCGCAGCCAGCAAAAGCGCGGUUGGAGCUCUCAUCUACCUUCCUGGUCUUCGUGGUCUUCAUGGCCGUCUUGGCCGUCAUCUCGCCCAACGCUUGCCUCGAGCUUUGCUUCGUGGCAGCGCUCCGCACAGUCUCUCUUUUAUCCUAGAUCUUCGUCUGUGGCCUGGCCUUGGCGUCCAAAGUCUCGCUGGGAGACAUUUAUGGCACGUUUCCGGAUGCCGGCGCGAAGGACCGGCUGGAUCCCGUCUUGGGGCGUGGAUUGGGUUCCUGCGUGGCCUUCUUGGGCACAAGGUAAAAAGAAGACGCCGUUAGAUCGUGAUCUCUGGUCGUGA
This is a messenger RNA of Penicillium nucicola, 2247 nucleotides long. RefSeq names its product putative glycosylphosphatidylinositol-alpha 1,2 mannosyltransferase (gene gpi10). Gene Ontology annotation, molecular function: alpha-1,2-mannosyltransferase activity. The record is from RefSeq and is a predicted model, not a curated record. The transcript is spliced from 5 exons. Gene Ontology annotation, biological process: GPI anchor biosynthetic process. The coding region runs from base 1 to 2247 and encodes 748 amino acids. Lineage: Eukaryota; Fungi; Ascomycota; Eurotiomycetes; Eurotiales; Aspergillaceae. Gene Ontology annotation, cellular component: endoplasmic reticulum membrane.